UGUGUCCAGAUUUCAUUGUCUGCUAGGCUAUUGCCCCUUUACUGUUUUCAUGCUGUUUUGUUUCAUCAUCGACAAGAACGAAAAACAAAUUACAAAAGUCACAAUUGAGUGUGUUAAUAAUCACUAAAUCAAUAUGCCUCCAGCUGAAUAUUCCAAGUUUUCGCUCAUUGAAUUGUCUGUGCUGGCAAUCAGUGACAUUAUCCAAGAACUAUUAAAAGCCCAUGAGAGUGGAAAAGAUCUGAACCUUAAUAAGAUCAAGACACAGAUUUCUUCCAAGUAUGGUUUGCCAUCUACACCAAAGUUGGUUGACAUCAUCGCUGCAGUACCCCUUGAACACAGGAAAAUUUUGGUUCCCAAACUGAAAGCCAAACCAAUUCGAACAGCUAGUGGGAUUGCUGUUGUCGCUGUUAUGUGUAAGCCUCACCGAUGUCCUCACAUUAAUAUGACUGGAAACAUAUGUGUGUACUGUCCUGGAGGACCUGAUUCAGACUUUGAAUAUUCUACUCAAUCCUACACUGGUUACGAGCCAACCUCUAUGCGUGCCAUCAGAGCCAGGUACAACCCGUAUCUUCAAACACGACAAAGAGUUGAACAGCUGAAGCAGCUUGGCCAUAGUGUGGACAAGGUAGAGUUCAUAGUAAUGGGAGGAACUUUCAUGUCGCUUCCGGAAGAUUACAGGGAUUAUUUCAUCAGAAACUUGCAUGACGCUCUAUCCGGUCAUACCAGCAGUGAUGUGAAUCAGGCUGUGGAAUACUCUGAAAGAAGCCUGACCAAAUGCAUCGGAAUCACGAUCGAAACACGACCCGAUUACUGUUUGAAACGACACCAGUCUGAUAUGUUGAAAUAUGGCUGCACGCGAUUGGAAAUUGGGGUUCAGUCGGUUUACGAAGACAUAGCGCGAGACACAAAUCGAGGCCACACCGUUAAGGCUGUGUGUGAAAGCUUUCAUUUGGGAAAAGAUUCUGGUUUCAAAAUUGUUUCUCACAUGAUGCCAGAUUUGCCAAACAUCGGUUUAGAAAGAGAUAUUGAUCAAUUCAUUGAAUUUUUUGAGAAUCCUCUGUUUAGAGCUGAUGGAUUAAAAAUUUAUCCUACACUGGUUAUUCGAGGAACUGGUCUGUACGAGCUCUGGAAAACAGGCCGUUACCGAUCCUAUCAUCCGAAUGUUUUAGUCGAUCUUGUAGCAAAAAUUUUGGCAUUGGUACCCCCGUGGACCCGAAUUUACCGAGUACAGAGAGAUAUUCCUAUGCCACUUGUAAGCUCUGGAGUAGAAAACGGUAACCUUCGCGAAUUGGCAUUAGCGAGAAUGGUCGAAUUUGGAAUCGAUUGCAGAGAUGUCAGGACCAGAGAAGUAGGAAUUCAAGAAGUGCAUCAUAAAGUCCGUCCUUAUGAAGUCGAAUUGAUUCGUCGAGACUACGUCGCUAAUGGUGGAUGGGAGACGUUCCUUUCGUAUGAAGAUCCAGAAAAAGACAUUUUGAUCGGUUUGCUACGACUACGCAAGUGUUCGCCACAAGCUUUCCGCCCAGAGUUACAAGGAGGAGUAUCAAUUGUUCGAGAGCUACACGUUUAUGGCAGUGUUGUACCGGUUAGUGGCAGAGACCCGAGAAAAUUUCAACACCAGGGUUUCGGAACACUUUUGAUGGAGGAAGCGGCACGCAUAUCCAAAGAAGAGCACAAGUCCUUCAAAAUUGCCGUCAUCUCUGGAGUUGGGACUCGAAAUUAUUACCGAAAAUUGGGUUACGAACUUGAAGGCCCUUACAUGACGAAAUUGCUGAAAUAGGUCAUUUAUCCUGAUAUCUUUGUGUAAAAAAAAAAGAAUACAUGAUUUUGGAAAUAUAUUUUUUUUUCUUUACUA
This is a messenger RNA of Daphnia pulicaria, 1852 nucleotides long. RefSeq names its product elongator complex protein 3 (gene Elp3). The transcript is spliced from 11 exons. Gene Ontology annotation, molecular function: iron-sulfur cluster binding; acyltransferase activity, transferring groups other than amino-acyl groups. NCBI's taxonomy places the organism in Eukaryota, Metazoa, Arthropoda, Branchiopoda, Diplostraca, Daphniidae. Bases 134 to 1777 code for a protein of 547 amino acids. Gene Ontology annotation, biological process: tRNA wobble base 5-methoxycarbonylmethyl-2-thiouridinylation. The record is from RefSeq and is a predicted model, not a curated record. Gene Ontology annotation, cellular component: cytoplasm; nucleus; elongator holoenzyme complex.